This is a messenger RNA of Octodon degus (degu), 1830 nucleotides long. RefSeq names its product phospholipase A2 group VII (gene Pla2g7). The record is from RefSeq and is a predicted model, not a curated record. Gene Ontology annotation, molecular function: 1-alkyl-2-acetylglycerophosphocholine esterase activity. Lineage: Eukaryota; Metazoa; Chordata; Mammalia; Rodentia; Octodontidae. The transcript has 12 exons. The coding region runs from base 288 to 1613 and encodes 441 amino acids.
GUGCCAGCCUGCUCACACCAACCAGAUCCUUCCGGAGAGGGCACGUUUGUCCCUGCUGCUUUUACUCUUGGACAGAAAACUCCAACUUCCUCAGCCUGUGAACACAGACUCCCACCAGUGCUCACCAGGACCUCGAGGUCUCAGCCUCAGACUGGAGCUGAAUCCCCAUCCUUUUGUUCUGUGGCUUCCAGCUUCCUGGAUGGACAGCUACUGAUUUCCCCAGCUCUCAGCCUGCAGACUCCAGUGUGGGACUCUCCAGCCUCUAACAGAAGGUUCGGGAACCCAGGAUGGGCCCCUCAAAACUGCACGUGCUCUUCUGCCUCUCCAGCUGCCUAGUGGUGGUCCAUGCUUUUGACUGGCAUGACCUAGAUCCUGUCGCUUAUAUGCAGUCAUCAGCAUGGAUCCAAGGAAUGCAGUUGCUGCUGCCCACUGGCAGCUUCGGCCAUACAAAAAUCCCCAAGGGAAGCGGGCCUUACUCCGUGGGCUGCACAGACCUGAUGUUUGGUUACACUAACCAGAGUACCUUCUUGCGCUUGUAUUAUCCAUCACAAGACGGAGAUUUCCCUGAUGCCCCGUGGAUCCCAAACAAAGAAUACUUUUUGGGUCUUAGUAAAUUCCUUGGAUUCUCCAAUUUCAUGGGCAAUAUUUUCAACAUCUUAUAUGGUACCUUGACAGUUCCUGCAAAGUGGGAGUCUCCUCUGAGGACUGGUGAAAAAUACCCACUAAUUAUCUUUUCUCAUGGUCUUGGAGCAUUCAGGACAAUAUACGCUGCCAUUGCCAUUGAGCUGGCAUCCAAUGGGUUUGUAGUUGCUGCUGUAGAACACAGAGAUGAAUCUGCCUCUGCUACUUACUACUUCCAGGACCAGGCUGCAGCAGAAUCAGGGAACAGGUCUUGGAUCUACUACAAAUCCAUAAAAAAAGAGUCACACACGCUGCGAAACCAGCAGUUACAGCACCGAAAAAAGGAGUGUUUGCAGGCGCUCAAUGUGCUCCUCGACCUUGAUGAGGGAAAGCCAGCGAAGAAUGUGCUGGAUUCGCAGUUUGACCUCCAGCAGCUGAAGGGCACUUUUGAUAGGAGUAGAAUAGCAAUCAUGGGACAUUCAUUCGGAGGAGCAACAACUAUGCAGAGCCUUAGUGAAGACAACAGGUUCAGGUGUGGCAUUGCCCUGGAUCCGUGGAUGCUUCCGCUGGAUGAGAUCUACUGCACAAUCCCUCAGCCCCUCUUUUUGAUCGACUCUGAAACCUUCCAGAGAGCAGAGGAUCUGGCAGAACAGAGAAAAUUCUACCAGUCUGGGGAAGAAAGAAAAAUGAUUGCCAUCCGGGGUUCAGUCCAUCACAAUUUUGCGGACUUCACUUUUGUCACUGGCAAAAUAAUUGGACGGUUACUAACACUGCAAGGAGAGAUAGACUCCAAGCUGGCUAUGGAGCUCAUCAACAAAGCUUCUUUAGCGUUCUUACAGAAAUAUUUAGAACUUGAUAAAGAUUUUGACCAGUGGGACUCUCUGAUGGACGGAGAUGAUGAGAAUCUUAUUCCAGAGGCCGGAUCGGACACCGUCACCCUAUCCACCACUCUGCAGAGCUCUACGGGAGCAGAGAGAGAGAAUCUUAGUUAAAGGCAUCCUUGAAAAUGGCUCCUUGAAAAACCAUCUCAGAGAGAGAGGGUGCGUGUGCAGACAGACCUCUGCAUUUUCUGAACUCACUCACAUUACACUAAAACGUGGGCUAUGCUGGCAUAUAGGCAAAGGCUUGGGUUAAGAAAUUUUUUCCUUUAAAUGUAAAGAAAGAAUAAAAUAUAAAAAAAUCACACCAACCUAAAUUGUAAUUUUAUGA